This is a messenger RNA of Malaya genurostris, 3593 nucleotides long. Its product is annotated as ras-interacting protein RIP3. Gene Ontology annotation, cellular component: nucleus. Bases 1122 to 2825 code for a protein of 567 amino acids. NCBI's taxonomy places the organism in Eukaryota, Metazoa, Arthropoda, Insecta, Diptera, Culicidae. The transcript has 7 exons. Gene Ontology annotation, biological process: regulation of transcription by RNA polymerase II. Gene Ontology annotation, molecular function: DNA-binding transcription factor activity, RNA polymerase II-specific; zinc ion binding; RNA polymerase II cis-regulatory region sequence-specific DNA binding. The record is from RefSeq and is a predicted model, not a curated record.
AGCUCUUCACCGAAAUCAUUUCCAAAACGUCAGUCGACUGCAUCAGUUGAGGAUUUUAGUCUGUGUUUGAUACGGAAAAGUUGUGCGCUAGUUCGGGAAACAGCUUACUGAGGUGUAAAAUGUUUUUGAUAACAAAGUAGCCUAUGAAGUAUAACAGAAAGCUUUGUGUAUGAGCUUUGUAUCUUGUGUGGUUGGAAAAAAUCGAAGUUUUCGUGAUAUUAGGAUUAACAGCUUCUGCCGAGUUGCUAAAACCUGGGACGCGCUUUUCAGCAUUAAAAUCUUUAGCCAACCUCAACAAAACGUUAAGAAAGAAUAAACUUAUUCGCGGUAUGCUCAAAGCCCGAUCGAUAAGCCUAAACUGAUGCAAACUACACAGCAUUUGCUUACCCUGUUCAUUCAGCUGUGUAAAGGAAGAAAAUUUUCCUUUGGUCUCGAAGCGAUCGAUAAUCAUACCUCUCCAAGCCAAACCGUACAUGUGUGAAUACGGGGAAGAUAGCAGCCGUAAGUCUCUUGAAACUCAGAAAGCACCGGCCGAGGGUAGAGCAAAUUUCCCUCUUCUUGAGACCCGCCGCCCGUGGGUGAGAGUGUGUGUUGGAAUGUCGCAAGCAACUGUCGCUGGAGGAGUGCAGUGAGUUGUCGCGAUGAACAAGUGUGCGAUGGAAAACCAUGAGACAUGAAAGGACAUCCAGGCAAGCCGGCGGACUGGGGUUACUGAGUGAGUGCCUGUAGCGAUACCACCCACCCGGGUGGAUCCGUUAUCGCUUCGAUUUAAUUAUAGUAAGCAAAAUAAAAAAGCGCGCAUCAAAAAAAAUCGCGGUGAAUUUAAUGUUCACUUGUAAAAACGUACCGUGUGUUUACAAAUAUUGCGGGCUAGAAUAAUGCAAUGGCGCGUUUUCCGGUGGCGGUGCAAUCCCGUUCUCGUGGGGAUGAACUGUUGAUGUGUGCCGACGAUGAACGAUGCCUUCGGUCGUGAGUGGAAAUAAAUUAGCAUUCUGACUCGAGUGACAACAGGGCAUGUUGUGCUGCGUCUCCUGCGAAAAUUCGUGUAUGUGUGAUUUACGAUUUUCUGACCAGCGGUAAAGGCAAAAAGGCGGUCGAACUAAUCCGGGGAGAAGGAAAAGAUGUCCGACUUGAUGAUUGCCAAUCAGAGCGAACAAUUAAGUGAAGAGCUAAAUUUCACCGCAUUCAUCGAUCUCUGUCGGUUCUGUUCGAUCAAGAGCGGGCCCCGGUUGAACAUCUUCGAUAAGGAAGCCGAACAGCGCCAGAUUUUGUUCAAGAUCAGAACAAUAUUGCCGAUUGUGAUAAACAAAGAGGACUUUCUACCGAAGAAGAUUUGCGAGCGCUGCGUCAGCAACAUCGAACAGUUCUUUGAAUGGAGAUCGAAUUGCGUGCAAACCGAUGCCAUUUUGCGCAACUACGCUGAUUCAAUGCGAGUCGUAACAGCAACGAUUAAUUUUCAGGACGGUACCGUAAAUAUCGAUAAGAUGACACCAGCGCAGAAAAAUGCGUACCUAGAAGCGCACAUGGCAGUGCAGCAACAGAUGAUGCAAGCGGCUCAGCAGCUACAUCAACAACAGAUGCAACAACAACAACAGCAGCAGCAGCAACAACAACAACAGCAGCAGCAGCAACAACAGCAACAGCAAUCACAACAGCAACAUCAACAGCAAUUGAAUAUUCCGAGUCAUCACGUUUCAUCGCGAUCAGCAAAAAAAUCCAAGCCAAACAAUCACGAUAGUCAGCAAGUACAAUUUCACCAUCAACAAGUACAGCAACAACAUGUUGUACAAGUUCCUCUGCAGCAGCAGCAGCAACAACAACAACAACAGCAGCAGCAGCAUAGUCAUCAACAGUCGACCAGUUCCGUAUCGAUUGCAACUAGCAGCGGUCCCAUCAGUAUAACUCAUUAUGCGAAUACCAUCAAGGUCCCACAGAUCAACCCUAGCUCAAUAUCAAACUCCACCAAUACCAGCACCACCGGCGGUGACAGUAGUACCUUUACUGUCCCGGAUGACGUCGGUAUGGGUUUUGAAGGUGGAGUACGCGUUCUUCAAAGUUUGGGGAAUUGGUCUCCGGAGAUUCCUCCAAACAUUCCCCGGCCAAACCUUAUUCCUUUCACAGAACCGUACGCCGAGGGUGGCUCAAUGCAUCCUGGAACGAGACUGAAAGCAUUGCAACAGGUUCAGCAGUCGUCCUCGAAAAAGAGUACCGCGAAACCCAAAGCGACCGUGAACAACAAUAAUACGGGUCCACCGAAGCCAGUGUUCGAGUGUACGAUUUGUGGGAAGGGUCUUGCUCGGAAGGAUAAACUGACCAUCCACAUGCGGAUUCAUACCGGCGAGAAACCCUACAUCUGCGAGGUUUGUGACAGAGCGUUCGCACGACGAGAUAAGCUGGUGAUUCACAUGAACAAGUUUAAGCAUGUUACGCCGACGAAUAUCGCACCAUUGGGCAAACGCCAAAAUCGUACGCCAACGUUAGUGAAAAAGGAAGACUCCAAGAGCGAAGACAAUAAACCCAUACUGAUAGACCACCAUGCCUUAGCGACACAAACCUUGACCACGGUGGUCAACAGCAUUUCAGCUCAACAGCAGAGUCAACAAUCGGCGCAACUCGCAACGCAGGUGUCGGGAACGCAAUCCGGUCAGCACGGACCACAGCAAACUAGCAGUUCUGCCGGAAUCUCCGGGUUGAGUAUUUCGCAGCAGCAACAGCAACAGCAGCACCAUCAUCACCAGCUUUCGUGGACCUGCGAACUCUGCGGACGGAUGUUCCCCACACGAGAGGAGUGGACACUGCACGCCAAGAGUCAUCUAGAAUAUUGACAGCAACCUAGCGGUACCGCAGUGGGAACAACUGGUAAUGCGGAUGCCAAUAACGGGAGUAGGGAAAAACAACUUCAAUCAACGCAGACUGUGUCUUUGAAUCAGGCUUUCUACAGUAGCACCUCCGGCGAUACUCAUCCCGUCACGCAUAACAUUAUCGUGCAGCAACCGCAGAACAGUGCAAACUAUUGUUUCCUCUGCCGGCAGGACUGUGGCACUCAAGCGGAAUUCGCUGCCCACAUCCGCGGUCACUUCGUGGAUGGGAAGAUCUCCGCCACAACGGUCGAUUCGGCAACACUGUUCACGAGGCACAUCGAUGUCAACAGCAGUGGGUAAACUGACGACUGACCACUCUUUGAGAGGGAGUCUAUGGCUUAAACGGGUUAGAAUGAGAUUAUUUUCGGCUUUAAGUUCAGGUUGAUUACCGGUUGUCGGGAAAAUGUUAAACAUUAACCCGAGCCAAUGGUCAAUUGUUGUGAGUUUAUUUUGUUUAUCGUUUUUUGGAAUGCUAAGCAACCAAUCGCUAUUUCAAAUUCAACUACAUAUCGAUUUGUACAGUAAUUUGUCGGGUAUUAGUUACGUUAGAUGAAUUAUUUUGUUAGUUGGUUUUUUUUAUAUUGUAGUUUGUAAGAAAUUUGUCCGAAUAGGAUCUUCGAAAGAUCAACGAUAUUGCUACGAGCAAUGAAUGUAAAUUUCUUGUAACUAAAUCAAAAGUAGUAUAUUGAGCAAAAUAAAGCAAAUCAAGUGAUUUAAUCAACAAAACCGCAU